Daldinia loculata is the source of this 428-nucleotide messenger RNA. Its product is annotated as heat shock factor binding protein 1-domain-containing protein. Gene Ontology annotation, molecular function: transcription corepressor activity. Lineage: Eukaryota; Fungi; Ascomycota; Sordariomycetes; Xylariales; Hypoxylaceae. The record is from RefSeq and is a predicted model, not a curated record. Gene Ontology annotation, cellular component: cytosol; nucleus. The transcript is spliced from 3 exons. Bases 148 to 372 code for a protein of 74 amino acids. Gene Ontology annotation, biological process: cellular heat acclimation.
AAUCUGUGUUAGGUACCUCCCUACGCGCCGCGCAAUUAACUUUCUACCAAAGUAAUUUAAACAAACAGAACUCCGUUGCGUGCAAAAGUAAACGCCAAACAACUGUCUGAAUAGCUCUACGCUUAUAAACAAGUUAUAUUCCUCAACAUGUCGUCUAAGAAGCCAGAGGAUACCAAGAAACAGACGGGCAACAGCUCGGACGAACUGACCACAGUUGUUGAGGAACUAUUAAACUCCCUAUCAAGCAAGUUUGACGGUGUCUCGAGCGAAAUCUUCGCUAAAAUGGACGACAUGGCGCGCCGAUUGGACCACCUCGAAGCCUCACUCCAAGCUAACGACGAGAACGGCGCAAAUUCAUCACCUAGGACAUGAUAGGGGUAAAGGACAAUUAGAGGUUAUUCGGAGCAUCGCAUGGCGUUAGGGGAACG